GCCGUUCGUUGUGGUCCCUGCGAUUUACUGUGACGUUUGACUUGAGGACGUUGUCAUACUUCAAUUCCUCAAUCUGCGAUUGCCAUGUCACGCGAAAAAUAACAGAGCCCACAUCAGUGUUGAACUUGCAAGUACAACGCACAAUCGUUCCCCGUAUCUCCUUCUACUCUUCUGUAAGAAUCUAACUUGUAUCUCCGCCCGUUAUCACAUUCAAUCUUGAAAGAUAUUACCACCGUCUGCAUGCCGACAGACGUCCACGGCCAACACCACGCCGGCAGUCUCGGCCUCUUCGACGAUGACGCCGAAAACGACAAUGCCAUAGCCCGCGCAGAGCGUCACGAGCACGAUCACCUUGAAAGCGUCAUACGGCGACACAAGCGUCGCGAGAAGCGCCAGUUUCGCAAAGACCAAAAAGCCGCUGAGCGAGCCGCGCAAGGAAAGUCAAAGCUGCCGUGGCCGAUAAGCUGGGUCGGCAAGCUGUUUGGCGGUGGGAAGGAUCUGAGUCCUGAUGCGGGUCGGGUGCCGGAAAGUGCAAGGUCCGAGUAUGUGAUCGUGAGAAGACCGGAGACACCAGAGCCAGUGUAUACAGGAGAAGAUGUUGAUCCUGUAGAUUCGCCUUGGUUGCGCGAGUGCGGCAUGGUGAGAGUCAAAUCUGAUGAUCCGGGUGGCUGUCACAUUGUACCGAAGAGUGUUAUCCAGAAGAACCAGUAA
Cucurbitaria berberidis CBS 394.84 is the source of this 711-nucleotide messenger RNA. RefSeq lists its product as uncharacterized. The transcript has 2 exons. The coding region runs from base 241 to 711 and encodes 156 amino acids. Lineage: Eukaryota; Fungi; Ascomycota; Dothideomycetes; Pleosporales; Cucurbitariaceae. The record is from RefSeq and is a predicted model, not a curated record.